Molecule: messenger RNA, 2774 nt
Organism: Porites lobata
Lineage: Eukaryota; Metazoa; Cnidaria; Anthozoa; Scleractinia; Poritidae
Source: the annotation of a GenBank genome assembly
CAUGACAUUUGUGUCUUGGGAAGGUGUGAUGAAAACGUAACACCAGAUAGACAAAGAAUGGACGUCCUCAUGCAAGCUGGUUUGGGAAAGAUGAAACUUGUUUUCCCAAAUAAAAAGGCAAGUCACAUUGAAGUGGAGAAUUUCCUUGAGGAAAAGUUUCCUAGACUUAGAGAUGGUGGAGGAAUUGAGGUCUUCAGAGCUGUUGGAGGAGGGGGAGGCCAAAGGCCUCUCCAUUAUGUGCCCCCUGGAAGGGAGGGGUACACAGUGGCCCACUUGAGAGAACGCUUUUCUCAGGCUGCUGUUUACAUCCGGCCCUUACAAAGCGACCUAGAUGAAUCACCUUUUUCCUAUGAGGUAAACUGUUGAAUUUUUGUUGAAGGAAACGAAACAUAAUAAUUAUUAUAUUGAAGUCAAAAUAACAAUGAAGUCAGUGAAAUGGGAUGCUAUAUGCGUUUAUUAUGCUAUGAAAGUUCAAGGCAAAUACUACGUAUGAAUUGAAAGAACACUUUCCUAACUUUAACUUUUCACUUAAACACUAUUUCGUAAAUCUUAGAUUCUAAAUCAUGUAAGACAGACUUCAUGGUGGCAUAAGCAGUAAAAAGUCGAUACACUUUCAUUUAUAAGUGACCCAUUAUGUACUGUCAAAAUCUCCAUUUAAUUCACAAGGAAGUACAAGGAAAAUUCAAAGAUCAAUAUAGCAGUUUAUCAGUAGUCAGUUUUAUUUUAGACACCCUUUCAUUGGAGGCAUUGCAAGAGAUGCACAAUAUGUGUAUUUUCUCUCACAGGAUUCUGAUGAUGGCUACCCAGAUGUGACAUGCAUGUUUUGUGGAGUAAACGUUCCAUUUAGUACGUUUAAAUCACACAAAGAAAAAUGUCAGGACCCAAAGAAUGAGUAAGUGAUGGUAAUGUGCUCCACAAAGAACAAAAUAUCGAGGGUAACGGGGACUGUGCAGUGUGUUCUUUUUUUUAUUUUUAGUGCAGUCAGUAGAUUGCCUCUGGUUUUGAUAAAAAUGCAAGUGGCACUGUCAGUACUGGGUUGGUGCACACAUGGACUUUGGUGCAUUAAUGAUAUGUACAGUAUAGCAAAUUUGAAUUCAUAUACAUGUACUUUUAUUCUUAUAGAAAACUUGAUUUGCCUUCAAAUUGUGUGAUUGGUAAGUGGAUCUGACAAAUGUGACACAGCACUUCUUUAACAAGUUUAUUUGCAAUAUGAAAAUAUAACCAUACAACAUGUGCAGUUUUAAGCAUUUCCUUAGCCUUCGUGUCUUGAGGUGGUAAGCACUCUUCUACUGUCAUCUUUGUAGAGUCAUUCACUGAUGAGUCAAAACAACAAGUGCACUCACAGCUUGGUAGCCCUCAGCUUGGUAGUCUUGACCAGUUGAUACAGAUGUUUCCUUCACAUGAAGUUACAUUUCUCAAAGACGUCCUUGACAAGAAUGGAACAAUUAGUGAUGCUGUUGCUGAUAUUGUUGGAGAUCAAGACACAUGCAAUGAUAGUAUGUACUAAGACCCUAAAACAAUGUAACAUCACACCGUUUAACUUAAUUCAAAUUUUAAAUGAUAUUAUUGAAGUUUCUAUUAAUUAUGAUUGCAGAUACCAUUUUCUGCUUUAACAUGUAACUUAAUGACAACAUAAUCAUUAUAACGAACUUUGAUCCUUAGAUUUACCAAUCAGUGAUGUCACAAGUACUCUGAAAGGCCCAAAUUGUGCCAGCACUCUGAAAGAAGCACUAAAAGAAUCUGCCAGGGAAGUGUAUGGUUCCUGUAACAGCAAGAACAAAAAUAAGCUGCGCAUUAAUGUCAGGAGAGGAAAAGUGUGGAGCGACACUUUCGAAAUUGUUAGAGGCCAGGAUAAGUCAGAUUUUUACUUACCUCUUAAUGUUCGAUUCACUGGUGAGGAAGCAGUAGAUCUGGGAGGUCCAACAAGAGAAUUCUUUAGUGUACUUUUUCAAGGUCUAGAACAACAGAGAAUUGUUGCAGGUAGUUCUCCAUUUUUAACUUUUUCCCAUGAUAUCCUUGCCUAUGAAAGAAAAGAGUAUGAAAUAUUUGGGGUUUUGGUGGCUUUGAGUUUGCUAAAUGGGUGUAGUGGGCCCCAUAACUUAAGUCCAUCUCUGGUCCAUUACCUUUUAAAUCAAGAAAAGCAGUGUUGUAAGUUUAAAAUUGAGGAAAUACCCAACCCAGAUAUAAGGGCUAAGUGUCUAAAAAUUCAAGAAACAUCUGGGGAAAAGGAUUUCAGUGACAACGUUCAAGCUCUAGAUGAGAGAUUUGAUGCAGGCUUCAACAAGGCCUCUGUUUCCCUUAAUGAUAAAGAGAAACUUCUCCAAACCAUGGCUUACCACUAUGUAAUUAAUAUAUGUCAUGAUGAAAUACUGCAGUUUAAACAGGGUCUUUCAUUUGGUGGGGUACUAAAUGUUCUUCGGAGAUUUCCAAAAGAGUCAUUUACAGAGCUGACAGAUAGUACAGAAUCUGUGAUCACCCCUGAAGAUCUUACAAAUAUUUUUGAAGCAAACCUUUCUACUCGUGGUUCAAACCUGAGAAUUGCGGAAGAAGACAUACUGUAUAACUGGGAAAAUUUUCUAAGCAAUGUGUUUAGAGGAAAGGUUUCCCAAACAACUAUCUCAAUUGAGAUAAACGAGGAUGUUGAUACUGGUAAUGAUAAUGAUAAAGUUGUGGAGACCCAGAGUACUAAGGUAGUUACUCUUAAUGACAUUGUGAUGUUUUCCACUGGGUCAUAUCACUUACCAGCUACGGGAUUUGAACGGAAGGUAGAGAUU